AUGGGAAACGCGCAAGCCAAACAGGCCCGGAAUGCCGCAGCGGCGAAUGACGUCCCCCGCCUGACGCAGAUCGUGUCGUCGAGGGGCGGCCAGGAGGCGCUGCUGCGGCACUCAUUCUGGAAGGCGCGCACGGCGCUGCACUGCGCGGCGCGGGCCGGCUGCGCCGAGGCGCUGGCGGCGGUGAUUGAGGUUGCGGCCCACCGCACCACCACAGCCGCCGGCGAGUCGCUGUCGGGCUUCCUCAACGCGCCAGACCACGCCGGGGACACGGCGCUGGCGCUGGCCUGCAAGCACGGCCACGCCGACUGCCUGCGGGAGCUGCUGGAGGCGGGCGCCUUGCCGCUCCCCGCCAACGCGCAGGGCACCACGCCGCUGCACUACGCCGCGCUGCGGGGCCACGCCGCCUGCCUCCGCCUGCUGCUGUCGUCCUACGUGCGCCUGCCAGACGGCAGCCGCGGCCGCACCGCCGACGCGCUCGUGCCUGAUGUCAUCGAUACCGAGCGCUACCUAGACACCCGCGCCCACUCCGGCCUCUGCGCCCUGCACCUGGCCGUGUUGUCGGGCUCGCAGUCCGCAGUGGUGGAGCUGGUGACGGCGGGCGCCCAGCUGACACGCCACUGUUGCCUCACCGCGCUGCACAUGGCGGCGGCCACGGGGCGCGCCUCGCUGGUCACCACCCUGCUGCACGCCCAGCAGCAGCGCCACCCGGGACUGGAGCUGCGCAGAAUGCGCAACGCCCGCGGGAUGACCCCCCUCAACGUCGCCCUGCUCUGCGGCUUCAGCAACAUGGCGUCGCUGCUGGCGGCGGGAGCGCCGCUGCCCGCGGCCCCGCCCGCCGCACGCUCCCGCCAGCUCCCGCCCCUGCUGCGCCAGCAGCUGCUGGUGCUGGUGCACCGCGCCGCGCUGCUGUCGCAGCUGCGCCAGCUGGGGCUGGGGUCGGCGGCGGCGGCGGAGCCGCCGCUGCCGCCGGGCACCGUGCAGCGCCUGGAGUCGCUGCUUCACUCUGACAGCGCCACGGCCAGCCAGGUGCUGGCAGCGGUGGAUGAGCUGCUCGAAAACGCGACCGCCGCACACGCCGCCGCACACGCAGCUGCUGGCGCCGGCGGUGGUGGCGGCGCCGGCGCCGGCGAGCAGCGCGGCGGCCAGCGCAGCCGGAGGCGGCAGCGCCGGCUGCAGCAGGAGCGGGAGCGCGUGGCGCGGCAGCUGGCGUCAGCGCAGGCGGGGGCGGACUGGACGCUGCUGGACCGCAAUCGCACGCUGUGGCACGCCGAGCACUCCAGCUCGCUCUACCCCUUGAGCAGGGACGGGGAGGCGGCGGCGGCUGGGGAGGCAGCGCCGCGGGCUGCGCAGGAGGGGGCUGCGAUGCUGGCGGGGGCCCUUCUUGGGGAUGAGGGCGAGGAGCGGCCUCGGCAGCAGCACCCUGAGCGGCAGCAGCAGCAGCAGGGCGCAGGCCAGCCCAGCGCCAGCAGCGGCGGGUCUGGCAGCAGCGGCAGCGACGCCAGCAGCAGCGGCGAGGAGGAUGGGCGGAAGCCGGGGUGCGCUGCCGGGCAGCUGGGUGCGGCUGCGGCUGCUGCGGCGGCUGGCAGCGAGGCGGAGGCGCAAGUGUGCCCCGUGUGCCUCGACCUGCCAGCCGACAUCUCGCUGGCGCCAUGCGGGCACGCAGCGUGCAUGGCGUGCUGCGGCCGCCUCGCCUCCUACAGCAGCACCAACAGCAGCUUCGGCCUGCCGCUGCAGAGCCCGCUGUGCCCGCUGUGCAGGGCCCCCAUAGAGGCCUUCAAGCAGGCCGCGCCUGCCUAG
Chlorella variabilis is the source of this 1797-nucleotide messenger RNA. RefSeq lists its product as hypothetical. The record is from RefSeq and is a predicted model, not a curated record. The transcript has 7 exons. Gene Ontology annotation, molecular function: protein binding. The coding region runs from base 1 to 1797 and encodes 598 amino acids. NCBI's taxonomy places the organism in Eukaryota, Viridiplantae, Chlorophyta, Trebouxiophyceae, Chlorellales, Chlorellaceae.